Neomonachus schauinslandi (Hawaiian monk seal) is the source of this 681-nucleotide messenger RNA. RefSeq lists its product as uncharacterized. The transcript is spliced from 4 exons. The record is from RefSeq and is a predicted model, not a curated record. Lineage: Eukaryota; Metazoa; Chordata; Mammalia; Carnivora; Phocidae. The coding region runs from base 1 to 681 and encodes 226 amino acids.
AUGAUACUUGAUGGUGGCCUUUUUAUCCUCAGAGUUCCCCAUGAGAGGAAAAAAGAGAACAAGAAGCAAGAGGUACUGCCUGAAGACCAGCCCUUGCCUGAUGGGCAGAUGCUGCAGAAGGGGGAAGGUGUCCAGAUCUUUAAGGACAAAGCAAAAGACACAGGAGGUGACAAGGCUACUAAGGAAGGCCCAUCUCUUGGCAGAACGGAACCGAGAAAAGAUGCCAAGGAGACCUAUGUGCAUGGAAUCAGAAAGGGCUUUCGUUACGUGGCCAUUGCUCAGUUCUUGAAAGUGCAUGUGGCCCAUCUGCCCCAGCAGGGCCCCUUCCGGCACUUCAUGGACAUGAAGGCAGAGAAGAGACUAGCCGGCCGGAAGGAGUGCCGCAGUCGCUUUGGAGACAUCAGCGUGCGCAAAUGCUAUCAGUUUGGGCAGAUCUUCUCCCCUUUCCAGGCCCUUGCCACAACGGAGAUGCAAAGGCUGGUGUUUCCCCGAGACCUGCCCAUGAGUCCGAACCUGCAGAGAAUGGGAAUUUCCUGCACCACUGAAGGGAAUCUCCAGGAUUCAGAGCUGGGUGUGAGAAAGGAUGACAGCAACCACAAGAAAGAGAAGCCAGUGAGUCACAUUAAAAUGCCUUUAUUCCCCCCAAUAGUUAAAGCAACAAAAUCUAAUGACAUGAAAUAA